This is a messenger RNA of Arachis duranensis, 1401 nucleotides long. RefSeq names its product protein NUCLEAR FUSION DEFECTIVE 4-like. The transcript is spliced from 3 exons. The coding region runs from base 667 to 1401 and encodes 244 amino acids. NCBI's taxonomy places the organism in Eukaryota, Viridiplantae, Streptophyta, Magnoliopsida, Fabales, Fabaceae. Gene Ontology annotation, cellular component: membrane. The record is from RefSeq and is a predicted model, not a curated record.
UCUGAAAGUUUUCAGUCUUCUUCGUCUUCUUCUCUCCUCUUCCUAUCCUCUCUUUCUAUCUUUCUCUCUGCUCCUGGAUCUCUCUCAUCCGUCUCAGUAUGCGUAGCACGCAAAACGCCGUCGUUUUGUUGGAAUGCCCUAGCCAAUUACCCAACCCAGCAACCUUAGCUCCACACAACGGCGCGAACCCAUCCCUCCUAUCACCCUCGAGCUCCUCCUUCCUCUCUCCGUCAUCGAUCUCACUCCCUCACCUCCGUCCAUCUGCCGCCGCCAUCGCCGAAACGAGCUUCGAAGCCACCGUCGGUAUCGUGCACCAUCGUGCAGCUAUUGUUUCGGCUUUGAAAGCACCGUCGCACAGCUCGGUUCCAUCGUCGCCGGGCUCGCCUCCUUUUUCUGUCGAGCAGAUCUGUUCUAUCGUCGCCGGCGCUAUCUCUGUUCCACCUGUCAUCCCUUCGGUCGUGCCCUUGUCCCCCUCUUGCUCAGGAUCUGCUCUGCUCUGUUCUAGGGCUUCUAGCUUCUAGAGACUGGUUUCACCGUACCAUUCAUUCCACCAUUAGAAUUGAUGGUUCUGGCUUCAUUCUUGUCCAUGUUAAUGAUCUUGAGCUCCAUAAAGAACUCUUUGCUUGCCAAAACAGCACUCUCAGCAAUGGAGAUGGUUAUACCUUGAUGAAUGAGAAUGGAUCCAUGUAUAGAACUCAAAGUGCUAAAAGUAGUGAUGUGUGUUGUGAGAGAGUGUUUGGGCAGGAUCAGUUGGCAAUGCUGGGUGAAGAGCAUCCAACUGGAGUUCUUGUUAGAAGGUUAGAUUUUUGGCUUAACUAUGUUGCAUACUUCUGUGGAGGUACAAUUGGUCUUGUCUACAGCAACAAUCUUGGACAGAUAGCACAAUCUUUAUACAUGAGCUCAAGUACUUCAACACUUGUUACACUAUACUCAUCUUUCUCCUUUUUUGGCCGUUUGCUUUCAGCAGCACCAGACUAUAUUAGAAAUAAGUUCUACUCUGCAAGGACUGGAUGGCUAACCAUUGCGCUUAUGCCAACCCCAAUUGCGUUCAUCUUGCUUGCUUCACCAGAAAGUGCUGUAGCACUUCAUGCAGGCACUGCAAUAAUUGGCUUAAGCUCUGGAUUCAUAUUUGCAGCCGCGGUGUCAGUUACAUCAGAACUCUUUGGACCUAACAGUGUGAGCGUUAAUCACAACAUCCUCGUAACAAACAUCCCAAUUGGGUCACUUCUCUAUGGUUUUCUUGCUGCUCUGGUGUAUGAUUCUAAUGCUUACUCAAUACCAGGGAACUCAUUGUCUGAAACAUUGGUAUGCAUGGGAAGGAAAUGCUAUUUCUGGACAUUUGUAUCGUGGGGAUGCUUAUCUGUUGUGGGACUAGUUUCUAGUCUAUUCUGUAUUCAAUAA